Molecule: messenger RNA, 789 nt
Organism: Dinoponera quadriceps
Lineage: Eukaryota; Metazoa; Arthropoda; Insecta; Hymenoptera; Formicidae
Product: nuclease SbcCD subunit C-like
Exons: 5
Coding region: 1-789 (262 amino acids)
Source: RefSeq, a predicted model, not a curated record
AUGAAGAUCUUCGUAACGAUCGUGCUUUUCUCUGCCCUCGCGUCUUUGGUGGAAUUGAGGAAGUCGGAGUCGAGGAAACAUAAACGGGGAGUGGCAUUUUUCGGGUCGCCUGGCUAUGACUUCUUCGGCAUUGUGCCAGCUUUCAGUCCUUCCUCGUGGGGUCCUACGAGUGUUGCGGCUUCUGCUUGGAACCCACCGAGCUCUCCUGACAUAGCACUCACUCAGGUUCAAGUUCAAGCCACGCACAAUGUGGCGCUUCAAGCCUUGAAGGACCCGUCAUCAGGUACGCCCACUAUUGCAUACCCGCCCGAAGUCCUGAGGGCGAUUCAACAAGCGAAAGAGGCGAAUAAUAAUGUUGCCGUAGCUCAGCACAAAGUUGCGGAAGCGAAGCAAGCCGCGCUGAUUCAACAGAAAAUUGCGUUAGCGAAGGAGGCAGCGGCGAGGGAAGCUGCCGCGAGGUCUCAAGAAAUUUCGCAGCACGCUGAAGCCGAGGCUCGAGAUAGCGCUCGUCAACUCGUAGCGCUGCAACAGAGAUUAGCAACCCUGAAGGACUCGGUAGCAGCUGCUCAACGAGUGGCCGCGGCCAGGGAAGCCGCUGCGGCCGCAGCGAUCCAAAGGAACGCGGCUGAAACCGCCGCCGAACUGCAAAAGCAGGACGUUGACAAGCAGAUUAACCAGAGCGAGCAAGAAGCCAAGGAAAAGGACAUACUAGCCGCGAAGGAGAAUGCAGUGGCAGCCGCGAUUCAGCAAACGAGCUUACAGAAACCUACUCAUCACCCUUGGGGUUGA